This is a messenger RNA of Cyphellophora attinorum, 501 nucleotides long. Its product is annotated as Peptidyl-prolyl cis-trans isomerase-like 1. Gene Ontology annotation, cellular component: catalytic step 2 spliceosome. Gene Ontology annotation, molecular function: peptidyl-prolyl cis-trans isomerase activity. Lineage: Eukaryota; Fungi; Ascomycota; Eurotiomycetes; Chaetothyriales; Cyphellophoraceae. Gene Ontology annotation, biological process: protein peptidyl-prolyl isomerization; protein folding. The coding region runs from base 1 to 501 and encodes 166 amino acids. The record is from RefSeq and is a predicted model, not a curated record. The transcript is spliced from 2 exons.
AUGGCCACAGACGUAGUGCUCGAGACCUCUAUAGCAAGUACAGCGAACUACCAGGGUCCGAUCACAGUCGAACUCUACAACGACCACGCCCCGAAAACCUGCAAGAACUUCUCAACACUAGCAAGCCGCGGGUACUACGAUGGCGUCAUUUUCCACCGGAUCAUCAAAUCAUUCAUGCUCCAGACCGGUGAUCCCACAGGCACCGGUCGCGGCGGCUCGUCAAUCUACGGCGAAAAGUUCGCAGACGAAAUCCACCCAUCGCUGAAGCACACUGGCGCAGGAGUCCUCAGCAUGGCCAACUCCGGACCCAACACCAACGGCUCGCAAUUCUUCAUCACGCUCGCGCCAACACCAUGGCUGGAUGGGAAGCACACGAUUUUCGGACGGGUCAAGUCAGGCAUGAAGACCGUGCAGCGAAUGGGUCUGAUCAAGACCAACAACGAGGACAGACCGUUGGAAGAAGUGAAAAUUGUCAAGGCUCGCGUACAGGACGCGCCUUGA